This is a messenger RNA of Protopterus annectens (West African lungfish), 1417 nucleotides long. Its product is annotated as pre-mRNA-splicing factor CWC22 homolog. The transcript has 4 exons. The coding region runs from base 85 to 1032 and encodes 315 amino acids. Lineage: Eukaryota; Metazoa; Chordata; Ceratodontiformes; Protopteridae. The record is from RefSeq and is a predicted model, not a curated record.
GAAUGCAUUAAGCUGAGUGAAGAAACCACAACAUCCUCCAGCAGAAUAUUUGUCAAAAUUUUAUUCCAGGAGCUCUGUGAAUACAUGGGACUUCCAAAGCUUAAUGCACGAUUGAAGGAUGAGACAUUACAGCCUUUCUUUGAAGGCCUGUUGCCUCGGGAUAAUCCAAGAAACACGCGAUUUGCUAUCAACUUCUUUACUUCUAUUGGUCUUGGAGGACUGACAGACGAACUACGUGAACACCUGAAAAAUGCUCCAAAGAUGAUUAUGACAAAAAAACAGGAUGUUGGUUCUUCAGAUUCUUCAUCAUCUUCCGCAUCCGACUCCGAUUCAUCUUCAGACUCAGAUUCUGAUAGUACCAGCAGUGAUAGUGAUAGCAGCUCAGGGUCAUCAAGCGAAGGUGACUCUUCAUCCAGCAGCAGUAGCAGUGGAAGCACUAGUGGUGGCUCAGAUGACUCCAAAUCUAAAAAGAAGAAAGGCAAAGAACCAGAAAAGUCAUCUAGCAAAAAAACACACAGUGAAAAAGAACGAGCUGGAAAUAAACAAGAUAAUAGGCAGCGAGAGAACAGUCAUGAAAGGGAAAAAGAAAGAAAUUCUGAAAAGCAUGGUAGUAAAAAUUCUAGACAUCCAGAUGGGGUGGAUGACAUCGCAAAACAUAGAACAGAUUCAUAUGACAGGGACCGUAAGCAUAUGGGUCGGGACAGAGAUCAUGACAAAAAUAUGUCCUCGGAAGACAAAUAUAUUGACAGCAGAAAGGAAGAAGAGUAUGGGAGAAAUAGUAGCCGAACUGAAAAUGAUAGACACAGAAGUACUGAGGAUGAUUACAAUCGUCGAAGGAGAGAGAGGUCAAAAUCUAGGGAAAGAACUCAUAAAGAUAAAAGUCCAAGAGACAAUAGUGAGGAUCGCUAUCGAAAUGGUGUAGAUAGACGGUCUGAAACAUACAGUAAAGAGAGCAGAUAUACAGAGAGACAUAGAGACUCUAGGAAAAAAGAGGACAGGUGGAGAGAGACAUCCCCACGAAGGCGAAAGUAGCACUGGACUAUGAAUACUGAACUGAUGGUGUUUUUAUAGAUGUUUAAAACUGGAUAGUUUUAAAAUCCAGUGGUGAACAGGAAAGCAGAACUGAUACAUGUACAGAAGUACUUGUUUAUAUUUGUAAAUGCCACUGGAAUUUUAAAAAGUUUGUUUCGGUGGCCUAUCUUUUUGUAAUCAUAGUAAUAUGCCAACCCUUUUGUUUCACCACCUCCGAAUUAAAUACUCUGAAAUUGCCAGUUAAUUUAUAACAGAACCUUCAAUAUUUUUGUGGGUGGUGAACAUUCGGUUAAACAGUCUCUUUUAAAUAAGAGAUUUGACAUUGAUUUUGUGUCCUGUAAAUGUUUUCUUUUUGUCAGAGUUAAAUAAACUGCCUCCAACUGUA